Messenger RNA from Haplochromis burtoni (Burton's mouthbrooder), 11441 nucleotides. RefSeq names its product myosin IXAa (gene myo9aa). Gene Ontology annotation, cellular component: myosin complex. The record is from RefSeq and is a predicted model, not a curated record. Gene Ontology annotation, biological process: intracellular signal transduction. The transcript is spliced from 44 exons. Gene Ontology annotation, molecular function: GTPase activator activity; protein binding; ATP binding. NCBI's taxonomy places the organism in Eukaryota, Metazoa, Chordata, Actinopteri, Cichliformes, Cichlidae. Bases 2280 to 10301 code for a protein of 2673 amino acids.
CAAACCUACCUCCUAAUUCAGAGCUAGCUAACGGUUUGGUCACAUGAGUAAGCAAUGUCGUUACAUCUACAAAAACUCUGUGGCUGCCUUUUGAUUGGCUGCAACAUGUGGUUGCUAAAUUGUUACAGUACUCGGCGUAUUGCAAAUUGUUAAAAUUAACCUUAAAAAUCCUGGUACAUGAAUUUUCUCUUUAUUCAAUUGGGUAGGAAUGUCAAAACUACUUGAAAAAAUGCCUUAGGGUGUUACCAAGAUGGGCUACAAGAUGGAACGGCUUUCUUCCAGAAGGACUUAUUUUUCUUUUCAUGUUCAUUUCAAGUGAAAAUUGGCAUGUGCAUGUGUUUCCAUGCAUGUCAUACAGUUGUUUCACUUCAGGCAUUCAUUGUUAUGCUGUAGCUUUCUGAGCUCAUAAAUUUCUACCAAUCAUAAUGGUGUAAAAAGAGAGACAAAAGUGAUCAUAUGAGCAUUUUUGUAGUAUGAUUUCCAAGAAACUGUUAGACCGAAAACCCAAACAGCUGUUGAUGAUGUACCUUCCACCGGCUGGCGCCUUUUAUUGUAGGGUGGUGUACUUUUCCUUUGUCACUGGCCAAAUCUAAACUGCGGGGUGAUAUUGAUAUUUCCAGAGCUAGAAUGGAGUCUGAAAGGAAAAACAUUUUUCCACCCUCUAAAACAAUAAAAUAUAAACGUGAGGUCAGACCAAGAACACGGCCUUGUUUUAGACUCAACAUUUUGGCCCAAGCCAAAGUAGGCUCUGCAAACAGAUUUCUUCACCUACAGGUCCAUAAUGUGUCUGUAAAGCCUGAAAUAGUGAGUAGGUGGAAAGUUCCUCAGUAAAACAAAAGCAGGAAUGUUUAAAAGUGUGCAUCUGCAAAUUUCUGUAGAAAAUCUCUGCAAUUUUGUUUUGUGUCGAGUCAUUUUUUGUGAAAUCCCCUUUAGCUUCCUUGAAAAAACCUUCACAGUGCUGGAUACUGAUAACACUAAUAAAACAUUACUCACAUUUAUUUACUUUUAUGACUAUGACUAACGCUGAUCUGGUCUGUUUAUCACCAGGCAGAACAUAUCUGUAUACUGCUGUGCUUUUCAUCCUGUUCUUUGUUAAGAAACAAUCAAAAGCACACGAAUGGAUAAUAGACAUGCUCUUAUCCUUAGCAGAUUUAGGCCAAUGUGAGCAGGAGGCAGAGAAAAGCUUACUUACACCUGCAUAACCCAGAGUGAAGGACCAUUUAAAAAGGAACAGUUACUAAAAGAUAACUGAGGAGUCCAUGCCAUCAUGUCGUCUACUGUGGACGACGUCCAUUGAAUGCAUGGACAAGUUUCCAAGCAGGUGUUUCGCUAUCGGCUAACAUGGCCAGCUCACCUACUGCAUCUGAACUCUAGAAACAGAAGCAUGAGCAUGAAGCUCGAACAGAUUAUUUCACGAAUCCUUUUGUUUUUUUUACAGAAUCUUUCUGUAUGGGUUUCUAAGGAAUGUGUUUAUAUGAGGAAUUACACUCAUAUGCUCUAAUAAAGAACAUUAGUGGGGAAAAAAAUAAUGAUGUCCUGCUGAUUGCAGAGUUCACACCCUGAUCACACCGGCCCCGACUGUGUGGCGGGCUGCAGCUGUCAAAAAUAUCCCGACUGGUUGUUGCAUUGUGCAAAACCCUCUCCUUUAUUGGUGUUCUCCCUUUCUGUUCAAAAACUUGCUUUGUCUCCCUUUCCCCCUCGCUCCUGGUUUGAAGUGAAUGCAAACAGGGUUGAAUUGGAAUAUAACAAAUCUGUAUAUGAGCCGUGGCUUCAUUGUUUGUCCUCAAUGUGAAAUCUUGAACUACUUUUCUUCAAAACUCCUUUUGUUCCAACUUGUGUUGCAGUGAGUUUCCUGCUCAUAAAGUAACUGAAAGAUCAAUAUGAAAUUAGAAGCAAAGCUGAAAUGGAACUUUAUUAACAAUGGCGUGAUGGUAUUGUUGUGUCGAAACCCCUUGUGCGGCCCUUCCUGUCACGCAAAGCUGCUCUCGUUGUCCGGGGAGUGGACACAGGAAGUGGAAUUCUCUGUGGCGACAACAGAGGAGUGGUGCUGUUUACUCCCACUCUUUCUAGUGUGCUUUCAUAGAGGCCCCCAGUGGCAUUUUCUUUCUUUUUUUAAUAUCAAGUCUCCAGAGCAGCCUGCAGUUGAACAGGUCACUUGGUCUGACUGAUUUUGAGGAAAAUCAUCCAAAAAGUGGUAAUGUCUUGAAUUGGUGGAUCCUCCGACACAGUUAAGAACAUGCCAGUGCCGGGCUGCUGCUAAUGGGAGCUCCUGAUCCACCAUGAGUGCUCGUGAUGGCGUUGGUGGCAUGGGCACCCUGGGUCGUCGGCCGCGCUUCGAGAACUCCGAGUUAACCGUGCGCAUCUACCCAGGCGCCCUGGCAGAAGGCACAAUCUACUGCCCAAUCAGCGCCCGCAAGACCACCACAGCUGCUGAAGCCAUUGAACGUGUCAUUGAACGGCUCAAGUUGGACCGCUCCAAGUUUUAUGUUCUGGCUGAGGUGAAAGAAUUUGGAGGUGAAGAAUGGAUUCUGAACCCCAACGACUGUCCCGUGCAGAGGAUGAUGCUCUGGCCCCGUAUCGCACUAGAGCACCGGCCGCUGUCAGGUGGCGAGGACUACCGCUUCCUGCUAAGGGAGAAGAAUCUGGAUGGCUCGAUUCACUAUGGCGGCAGCCUUCAGAUGUGGCUGCAGGUCACACAGGAGCGCAGGCGCCUGAUGGAGCGUGGACUGCUGCCACAGCCUGAAUCUCAGGGUGACCAUGCAGAUAUGUGCUGCCUGCCAGAGCUCAACGAGCGCACGCUGCUGGACAACCUGCGCUCCCGCUUCCGCCAGGAAAAGAUCUACACUUACGUUGGAAGCAUCCUCAUCGUCAUUAACCCCUUCAAAUUCCUGCCCAUCUAUAACCCCAAGUAUGUGAAGAUGUAUGAUAAUCAUACACUGGGAGAUUUGGAGCCACAUAUUUACGCCGUGGCAGAUGUGGCUUACCACGCCAUGCUGCAGAGACGGAGGAAUCAAUGCAUUGUUAUAUCUGGGGAGAGCGGCUCUGGGAAGACGCAAAGCACAAACUUCCUCAUUCAUCAUCUGACUGCUCUCAGUCAGAAGGGUUUUGCUAGUGGAGUGGAGCAGAUCAUCUUGGGGGCGGGGCCAGUAUUGGAGGCAUUUGGGAAUGCAAAGACAGCACAUAACAACAACUCCAGUCGCUUUGGGAAGUUCAUUCAGGUGAACUACCAGGAGAGCGGCACUGUGAGAGGAGCUUACGUGGAGAAAUACCUCUUGGAGAAGUCAAGACUGGUCUACCAAGAGCACAAUGAACGAAACUACCAUGUGUUUUACUACCUGCUGGCAGGAGCAAGUGAAGAAGAGAGGAAAGCCUUUCACCUCAAGAAGCCUGAAGAAUACCAUUACCUCAGUCAGAUGUCAAAGACAAGCCACCAACGUCAUUGGGAGAGUUACUGUGAGAGUGAGCCGGACUGCUUCAAUGUAGAAGGAGAGGACCUGAAGCAUGACUUUGAGAGGCUUCAGCUGGCCAUGGAGAUGGUGGGCUUUCUUCCUGCCACACGCAAGCAGAUCUUCUCUCUGCUGUCGGCCAUCCUUCACCUGGGUAACAUCCGCUACAAGAAGAAACCUUACAGAGACGACCAGAUAGACAUUGUUAACCCAGAGGUGCUACCUGUUGUGUCAGAACUGCUGCAGGUAAAAGAAGAGAUGCUGUUUGAAGCCCUGACAACGCGGAAGACGGUUACUGUGGGAGAGAAGCUGAUCGUUCCCUACAAGCUGGCUGAGGCUGGCACAGUGAGAGACUCCAUGGCCAAGUCUCUGUACAGUGCUCUGUUUGACUGGAUUGUCUUCAGGAUCAACCACGCUCUGCUCAACAUCAAAGACCUGAUGGAAACCACCAAGAUCUUGUCCAUUGGAGUCCUUGACAUAUUCGGUUUCGAAGACUACGAGAACAACAGCUUUGAACAGUUCUGCAUCAACUUUGCCAACGAACGUCUCCAGCAUUACUUUAAUCAGCACAUCUUCAAACUUGAACAGGAGGAAUACAGGGCAGAGGGCAUCAGCUGGCGAAACAUAGACUACAUCGACAACACAGGCUGCAUCAACCUGAUCAGCAAGAAGCCCACAGCGCUGUUCCACCUACUGGAUGAAGAGUGCAAUUUCCCUCAAGCCACCAACCAGACUUUGUUGGAUAAGUUCAAGCGACAGCAUGAAGGAAACAGCUACAUCGAGUUCCCUGCUGUCAUGGAGCCCGCCUUUAUUAUCCGACACUAUGCUGGCAAGGUCAAGUACGGAGUCAAGGAUUUCAGGGAGAAGAACACAGACCACAUGCGCCCGGACAUCGUAGCUUUGCUAAAGAGCAGCAAGAACGCCUUCAUCUGCGGGCUUAUCGGCAUCGAUCCGUCAGCAACUUUCCGCUGGGCAGUGCUCCGCGCAUACUUCAGGGCCCUGGUGGCUUUCAGGCAGGCUGGAAAGAGACACACGCACAAGAAACACACUGGGCAUGAUGACGCUGCUCCCUGUGCAGUAUUGAAAAGUACGGAUAGUUUUAGCUUUCUGCAUCACCCUGUGCAUCAGAGAAGCUUAGAGAUCCUGCAGAGAUGCAAAGAGGAGAAGUACAGUGUGACUAGAAAGAGUCCACGUACGCCACUCUCAGACCUGCAGGGAACCAACACCAUCAAUGAAACAUCACCACGGGGUUCCCCAGGGCUCGGCUGGAACGGGCGCGUGGGUAGACAGAGCCGCUUAUCAUCCAGCAGCUCUACUGCAGAAGAUGAUGGCAUCUUUCUCAACUCUACCAGCAGCAAACUCCUGGAGAGAGCCCACGACAUCCUCAUGAGGAACAAAAACUACAAAUCUAAGCCCGUUCUUCCAAAGCAUUUACUCAAUGUGAAGUCACUGAAGUACCUCAACAAUCUGACGCUUCACGACCGCAUCACCAAGUCAUUGCUGCACCUCCACAAGAAGAAGAAACCACCCAGCAUCAGCGCACAGUUCCAGGCCUCUCUCAAUAAGCUAAUGGAGACUCUGGGUCAGUCUGAGCCUUAUUUUGUCAAGUGCAUCCGUUCCAAUGCUGAGAAGCUGCCCUUACGGUUUAACGAUAACCUGGUGCUGAGGCAGUUGCGUUACACAGGUAUGCUGGAGACAGUACACAUCCGGCAGUCGGGUUACAACAUCAAGUACACUUUCAAGGACUUUGUCCACCACUUCAGUGUGCUGCUUCCAGAGGGCACCAGUGCUACCAGAGAGGGCAUCCAGCAGUGCCUGGACCAGCUAGACCUAAAAGCAGACGGAUAUCAAGUUGGAAAGACAAAGGUGUUUCUGCGGGAGGCUGAGCGUCAGCAGCUGCAGGCCUUCCUCCACAAGGAAGUUCUGAGACUCAUCGUCAUGCUGCAGCGGCGAUUCAGAGCCCAGCUGGAGAGGAAGCAGUUUGUCCGGAUGAGAGAAGCAGCGGUCUGCAUCCAGAGAUGGUGGCGCUCUGUCCGGUCCAUAGACGAAGAGGAGGACAACGAUGACCUCAGUGUCCAGGAGGGGGCAGCUUUGUGUCUGCAGAAACACUGGCGAGGUUACAGAGAUCGUCAGAGGUUCAGGCUGUGGAGGGCGGCUGCUCUGGUGCUACAGAGGGCAUGGAGGUUCUGGCUCCGUCGGCGCUGCACGGCAGCUCUGGUCAUUCAGGCAGCCUGGCGCUGUCACCGAGCCAGAGAAGCCGACUUGCGCCUGUAUGCUGCUGUGAUACAACUACAGGCAGUUUGCAAAGGCUUCCUCACCAGGCGAAGCUUCAAGAAACUAAGAGAGCAGAAACUCAGGGCGAAAAGGGAGCAGCAGGAACAGCUCCUUCAGCUCCAGAAUGGCCAGGUGAGCCUCUCGCAAGACGAGGAGGAGGAGCCACAAGAAAUAAUUAUGGGACUGGACCUCAGCACUUGGGAGGAUCGUUCCUACGAACAACGAGAAAAGAGCCUCCAGGAGGUGGUUAAGGAGGCAGGAGGAGAAGAUGCUGCGACAAAAGAGAGCCCCUCCAAAACACAAACUGAAGCAGCAACUUCAGUACCAGCACCCUCUGUGACGGUGCGAGAAAGGGCUAGGACUGCAGAUGAACCUAGCCAGAGAACCACCCGGGCCAAGAGAGAGAGCCGGCGGAUGAGAGAGUUGGAGCAGGCCCAGUUCAGCCUGGAGCUUCUCAAAGUGCGGGCAAAUAGCGGCGGAGCAGCGUCCCCGUGCGAAGACCGGCGCUGGUCUCUUGAGCUGGUGCCUCCUGAGCUGGUGCCUCCUGCAAGCCCACCUCUGCUUUCACCCCAAGGCACACCUGACAGCCAGAGCUCCAAAGGCAGCUUUGAGCUUCUCAUGAUGGAUGAGGAGCCACCAAAGGCCAGAGAAGAGGUGACAGACAUUGAGGACCCCUUCUCCCCUCUCCCGCCAGUUUCUCCAGUUUCAGACCCUAAGGUGGAUGUUGUUUCAACAAGCCCCAAGCCAGCGGAACCAUACAGGACAGAGCUUUCUGAUACUGUUGCCCACCAAGGCAGCCCGAUCAAAACGGACCCCGCCCAUGUAGAUCCGCCCAAAGUCGACUACCUCCCAACCUUUUAUGUCCCUGCUGGUGAGGGCAGCGCAGUAAUCUCCCAUUCUGCUGCAGAAUCUCAACAAAGCAAAGAUGCAGCCGUCUCCACAGCCACAUCCGUCAUCAACAGAAGAGAGUCAACACGGCGCCCAGUGGUGGUGGUCAUCAGUAUGCAGAAAGAAAUACCACUAAGUGAGGAGCUGAGUAACGCUGUCCGCCCCUCUGUAGAAGUUCGAGAUUCUACAGCCCAGACGGGCGACUUAACACCUGCAUCAAAGAAACCAGACAGACCUGCCGUCCCUGCUCCCACCUCAGUGCCUCAAGCGGACCAGGCUGUCAUAGAGAAGCUGGUGCGCCUGAACGAGGAGAAGGAGGAAAGGCAGCGUAAUCAGCAGCAGCAGAAUGAAAAGGAGAUGAUGGAGCAGAUAAGACGUCAGAAGGAAGUGCUGGAGAAGCAGCGUCUCUACUUUGCUCAGUAUGAAAGAGAUAUGUUUGAGAAACAAAAAGACGAGGCUCUGCUCAAGAUAGAGCAGAGUCGACAGAGCGGACAAGAUGUCAGUGGAACCGCAGCCUCCAGGAAGCCCCUCAGACCCAUUUCGGUGCUGGUUCAGAGAGCAGCAGGGGAGGUUCCUCAUACCAGGACGCUGUCAGACUCCACUGUUCCUCAACCCCAGCAGCCUCCACCACCUGCUUCUCCUCCUACAAAAAUUCACAUGGAGAAUAAGCCAGUUCCCGAGGGCUGGGCACCCAAACUCACACUAGAGUCCAGAGACAGGGGAGGAAUUAAAGAGAGAGCAACUGCCAAGAAGCCACCAAGCGAUCAAGGCACUGCUGUUGGUAUGAGAGAUAAGCCUGGCAGCAUCUUCUUCUCUCCAAAUGACAAAGUGACAUUUGCAAAGUUUGCCACUGAUACUGUCACUAAAGACACACAAGCUGCCAUCUCCAAAGAGGAACCAACGUCUGUGCCCAAAUCGUCUAAGGGAACAAAAGCGCGGGAUGUUGGCAGAGCAGGCCAAAAAAAGAAAGCCAGAAUGGCACGGACCCGCUCCGACUUCCUCACCCGCACCCCCUUUCUCUCAGUUGGGGGCGAUUCAGACGAGGAGGACUAUGAUGGCGACAGCCUCCACAGCCCCCGUCAUUACACUCUACCCCACUCCAAACAGAGCUCCACGGAGACAUGCCUAAGAGAGUCCUGUUUCAGUGACUCAGACAUGCCUGCAAGCUCCGAGGAGAAAAAGAAGCUACACAAAACCAUGUCAUCAGGCGAUUUGGUCAAAGAGGACUCGCUACGUAAAAAUUCACAAGAUGGAAGGAGUCGUAAGAUUCUUGGGCCGCGUUUUUGGGGCAAGAGCAAGUACGGGGAUAAGAAGACUUCCAGAGAAAAGCUGAUCUGUGGGGCUGAGGCCUUGGAUGGAGACACUGGAGACACUGGUCCUCUGCUUGGAGAAGCAGGUCAGGAAAACAUGUCGCCGCCAUGCAGUCCUGAUCUGACCUUAAAUCAGUCAUUUAGAGACUCGAAAGAGAACAGGGAGCCAUCUCCCAAGGUAAAGCGGAGGCGUAGUGUGAAGAUCAGCAGCGUGGCUCUGGAGUCUGCCCAGCGGCAGAAUGACACGCUGCAGAUACUGACCUCCAUCGGCGACUACAGGAGCAUGAACGACUUCCUUGUGAAGAAGAUCAACGACUUGGAUGCAGAGGACAGUAAAAAGGACACCUUGGUGGACAUCGUGUUUAAAAAGGCUCUGAAGGAAUUUCGUCUUAAUAUCUUCAACUCCUACUCCACAGCACUCGCAAUGGAUGAUGGUAAGAGUAUCCGCUACAAAGACCUUCAUGCACUGUUUGAGCAAAUCUUGGAGAAGAUAAUGCGACAGGAGCAGAGGGACUGGAGGGAGUCUCCUGUCAAAGUGUGGGGGAACACCUUUAAGAUUUUCCUGGACGAGUUCAUGAUUGAGUACAAACCUGCACACUGUGCACUCAGUAAGCCAUUGCCAAAACCUGAACGCAAGAAACGAAGGAAGAAGGACACAGACAAUGUGGAGGAGCAUAACGGCCACAUCUUCAAGUCCACCCAGUACAGCAUCCCCACAUACUGUGAAUAUUGCUCGUCGCUCAUCUGGAUGAUGGACCGGGCCUGUGUGUGCAAAUUGUGCCGGUAUGCCUGCCACAGAAAGUGCUGCCAGAAGACGACCACCAAAUGCAGUAAGAAGUUCGAUCCAGAGCUGUCCUCCAGACAGUUUGGAGUAGAAGUUUCUCGCCUGACUAACGAUGAGAGAACAGUGCCUCUGGUAGUGGAGAAGCUUAUCAACUACAUUGAGAUGCACGGCCUCUACACUGAGGGAAUUUACCGCAAAUCUGGUUCCACCAAUAAAAUUAAGGAGCUCAAGCUGGGACUUGAUACAGAUGUGGAGAACAUGAAUCUGGACGACUACAACAUCCACGUUAUUGCUAGUGUUUUCAAGCAGUGGCUGAGAGACCUGCCUAAUCCUCUGAUGACAUUUGAGCUGUAUGACGAAUUCAUACGUGUCAUGGGUUUGCAGGAUAAAAAGGAAAUGACCAGAGGUGUGUAUUCAGUUAUUGACCAGCUAAGCAGAACUCAUCUAAACACUCUGGAACGCCUCAUAUUUCAUCUGGUCAGGAUUGCUUUGGAAGAAGAGACAAAUCGUAUGUCACCUAAUGCCUUGGCUAUAGUUUUUGCUCCUUGCAUCCUUCGCUGUCCUGACACCACUGACCCACUGCAGAGCGUCCAGGACAUCAACAAGACAACAGCGUGCGUAGAACUUAUUAUCUGUGAACAGAUGAAUAAGUACAAAGUGAGACUAAAGGACAUCAGCACUCUGGAGUUUGCUGAGAAUAAAGCCAAGUCCAAACUGACGCAUAUCCGACGGUCAAUGCAACCAGAUGCAGCCAAAAAGGGAAAAGGUCGCUCCCAGCGACCAAGCUACCACAUACCUUCACCUCCUGUUAGUCCGCGGCUGCAGCCUAUGGCUGACGCUGCCAUAGAAGAGAGCGGCGGUGAAGAGGGAGCGGAGUCGUUACCUGACAUCCCGGAGCAUCAGCAGGCAGCCAUGCAGCAGGAAGAGAGGGUGCUGACAGAGGAAAUUGAAAGCCUUCAGAAAGAGAAGGAGGAGUUGACCUUUGAGAUGCUGUCUCUGGAGCCACGAGCAUCAGAUGAUGAGACCCUGGAGUCUGAGGCCUCCAUCGGUACAGCUGACAGCUCUGAAAACCUUAAUGUGGACUCUGAAGAGACCAUUUCUGACUUCUCUGAGAGAGGUCCUUUGUUGACAUUGCCCUGGACUCUGAAAUCUGACGGGAAGAGCCCCCGACGCAGAGUUCUCCGCCGCCAACCUGCGUCUCUGGAUUCUGUAGACUCGUGUUUCACUGGGUCCUCGUACUCCUCCUCAUCACAUUUCCAUCCUUCAUCGUCUUCUUCUUCCACCCGGCGCUUUCGUUUCCAGUCCAAGUCUUCUGGUGUCAGCUCGGGUCCAUCACAGGCCGAGAGUCUGACUCCACCCAUAGCCUCCCCAUCCUACAGCUUAGACAACAGCUCUACCGGAGAUCAGGAAGUGAUUUAUGAUGAAAGGCCCCAGUUUACCAGCCGAGGCACUUACAAUCCAGAUAAGGGUAAGCAGAAACUUAAGGGAGCCAAACAUACUGCCCCAAGGCCCUCCAGAGAAGGUGGUGGUCAUGGCAGGGACCCUUCAGACAUGCCACAGCCUGUGGUAGUAUAUGGAAGUAAUGAAUUCAUGGUAUGAAGGACAAUGAGACACCAAAGCGAUCCCUAUCCAACUUCCUGCCAGGCAUACAUGUUCCCAAUGGGAGGUGACAAACUGGCAACUGAUCUCCACUCCUCAAACCACUCUUGCUUAGCCUUUCAUUCUUAAAAUCUGCAAAGAAAUUUCCCCAAGUGCUGUGUACAGUGUUUCCCCCUCCUGAGGCGGGGAGGAGAAUUGUCUGGAAGAGAAACAAGAAUCAGUAGAUGGGCUCUUCUGUGGAUGAAACUGCCAAUCGUGCUCUCACAGUGUCUUGGCAACUCUUUACUCGGCGCCAAGAGGAGACAAACUGAGCAGGAGGACAGAGAAAAGGGAAUGUUGGAAUAUGCAGAAGAAAACACUGCAUCAGGGAAUAUUACAGAGCUGGAAAGCUGAAGCAGUGUACUACAGAAAUUGAGAAGAAAAACAAAUCAGGCACCAUCAGGCGUCGCAGAUGUUACAGUGAACUUAAAGCUCACGACUAUAGGCUGCUUUAUGAGUUUACAAUAAAUGUAAGCAGCGGAUGCUUUAUUACAAAAUAAUUUUUCCCUUAUUUAAAAAUUUUAAUGUCACAGAAAUUCUUUAUAGCAUAUAAUAUACAGGUAUAAAUACUGUACAAAGCCGGAACACCAGCCUCUGCUGGGUAGUUGAAGUCAAAUAUUUAUCUUGUUUUUUGUUUAUUUUUGGUUUUUUAAAAUUGAGAUUCUUGAACAGAGAUGUUUGGGUUUGGGCAGUGGAUCCCACACUUCUGUUGUGUACAUGUGCCGAGAGCUCAUGCGUGACUGUAUGUUUGUGUGAGACAGAAAAGAAAAAAACCCACUUAAUGUGUUUUAAGUUUGUGCUGCUUUUUUUUUUUUUUCUUUUUCCCCUUACAAGGGAAAUACAGCCAUCAAAGGGACCAAGUCAGCUGGUGUGUAUUCCAGCCAAGGGGAUCCCAGCUCUUUAGGAAUGUUGGAAUCUGUGAUAAAAUUCCUGCAUUCACCGCUUAACAGCCAUACAACUGUUAUGUACAGUACAGGUCAUAUGUACAGUAUAGAGAACAAAUGCCAUUCUAUUCUUGAAAUCCAUUAUUACCCACUCCCAAAGCCAUUCUCUUCUGUCUCUUAAGCAUUUGCUCAAUAGCAACCAUGCAAGAACAUAAAA